UGUUCAAAAUACUGAAGAAGAAAUAAAGAAAUAAAUAAAAGAACGAAGUAACCCUCCCUUUCUGUACUCUAGACGGGCACUUCACAUUCCAAGCAGCCAUCACUGUAACUUUCGGCUACCUUGUCUUCUCCUCGUUUUGAGCCCAGGAUUUUUAGAGAAAUGGCUGCCAGUUUCAUUUCUAAAUGCUCUCGUGGGGACUGUUCAUUGCUCAGGGGCCUUGGUACCAAUGUUUCUAAUUUACUGGGCACGGCCACUCAAAUGACAUGGAGCAAUUUCUUAUCUCAGCAUCAAAGAACUUUUAUACAGAUGAGGACUGUUCUCAAGGUUGUGGAUAACUCAGGAGCAAAAAAGGUGAUGUGCAUACAACCUUUGAAGGGGAGGAAAGGGGCAAGGUUGGGGGACACCAUCAUUGCCUCUGUAAAGGAAGCUGCUCCAAAUGGUAAAGUGAAGAAAGGCGCGGUUGUGCGAGGUGUAGUAGUGCGUGCUGCAAUGCAGCGUGGCCGUUGUGAUGGGAGUGAGGUCAAGUUCGAUGAUAAUGCAGUAGUGAUUAUUGACAAGCAAGGCCAGCCAGUGGGGAGCAGGGUUUUUGGGCCAGUUCCACAUGAGCUGAGGAAGAAAAAGCAUGUCAAGAUCCUUGCUCUGGCAGAGCAUAUUGCCUGAGGUAUGGAUUACUUUGGUUUCUAUGUUCUAGACGUCUGGUAGAAUUUUGCAUUUAAGAAAAAAGGAAAAUGGGUAGAGUUUUUAAAAGAGAACAAAAUUGUUCUUUACUUUCUUGGAGAAUAUUAUAGCAUCCAAUGCUGAGCAACUAGUUAUCGCAGCAGAAGUCAUUGUUUUGCCCCUGGAUUUAUAUCGGUCCUGCUUUUAUUUUGCAUUA
Molecule: messenger RNA, 874 nt
Organism: Populus euphratica (Euphrates poplar)
Lineage: Eukaryota; Viridiplantae; Streptophyta; Magnoliopsida; Malpighiales; Salicaceae
Product: Ribosomal protein L14p/L23e family protein
Exons: 3
Coding region: 160-660 (166 amino acids)
Biological process (GO): translation
Cellular component (GO): ribosome; mitochondrial large ribosomal subunit
Molecular function (GO): structural constituent of ribosome; large ribosomal subunit rRNA binding
Source: RefSeq, a predicted model, not a curated record